Molecule: messenger RNA, 339 nt
Organism: Symbiodinium necroappetens
Lineage: Eukaryota; Dinophyceae; Suessiales; Symbiodiniaceae
Source: the annotation of a GenBank genome assembly
GCCCUGCGGGAAGAUGCUGCGUGCCCGAUGGCACGGGUGCUCGCUGCCGACUGCGCCUUUUGCCAGGGCGAUGUGGCCAAAGCAAAGGACUUUCUGGAGAACUUGAGCAAAGAAAGCGAGGGUGCAUCCGGUGUGUGGUCCUGGCGCGAGCUGCAAUAUGUGGAGGCCUGGUGUCGCUGGGUACUUCAUAGCGACCCUGCAGGGUGCUACGACGCACUGAGCGAGGUUGUGUCACGGCACCCCAGCGACCUGUUUGCAGUAAAGCGUGGGCACAUCAUGGGCCUGAUUCUGGGGGAUGGUUCCAGGAUGUUGUCGAUUGUACAGCCGGCAGCAGACAGU